Messenger RNA from Polychytrium aggregatum, 559 nucleotides. RefSeq lists its product as uncharacterized. Bases 14 to 532 code for a protein of 172 amino acids. NCBI's taxonomy places the organism in Eukaryota, Fungi, Chytridiomycota, Chytridiomycetes, Polychytriales. The record is from RefSeq and is a predicted model, not a curated record. The transcript has a single exon.
GUCAAAUGUGCCAAUGCUGCUUGAGCUAGACAUUCCAACCGAUAUCGAAGGCAUCGUGGAUGUUCCCGAGGAGCUCCCGUCUCUCACCAAGCUCACAAUAUCCUCGCACAUGCCCCACAACAUCUUGAACCAACUCCCAACAAUGUCAAAGCUCAAUCAUCUCGUCCUCUCAACUCAAUUUGUGAGCCUGGCCGAUCUGCAUGUGAAUCAAAGCUCCCUCACAGUCCUCGACUUGCAAGAUUGCUGCGAAUUGAAGUCGUUGGAUGACAUUCCCUCGUAUCCCAAGCUCGAGAUUCUUUACGCCCCUCGGUCGAUAAAGAGAGUCAGCGGACUCGUCGACAAGCUUCCCUCGCUCAAGACACUGCACUUGGACUCAAGUAUGAGGCCAUCACAUCAUUCCCUGUUGGUUGACACGUUUGGCCGAUAUGCUGGCUCUUUCAGACUUCGAAAGGUGAUUUCCGGGCUUCCGAAGGGAUGCCGAGUUGUGUUCAACGAUUCGUUCGAGUACACCUUUGGCCGAUUCUUGAGGUAGCUCGGCAUGGAGCUGCUCAAUGUCAUG